This is a messenger RNA of Synchiropus splendidus (mandarinfish), 2938 nucleotides long. RefSeq lists its product as uncharacterized. Lineage: Eukaryota; Metazoa; Chordata; Actinopteri; Syngnathiformes; Callionymidae. The transcript has 5 exons. The record is from RefSeq and is a predicted model, not a curated record. The coding region runs from base 303 to 1088 and encodes 261 amino acids.
CAAGGAUCCCAGCUGGAGUCCAUCAGGUAACAGAACCGUUACCGUAACUAUUGGAGUACGUGGGCUCUUAAGAGGAAGCGAGCCUGCCAGUUUCCGCUGCAGCACUGAGACCGUGAAAAGAAAGAAAAUGUGUCCGGAGAGGACGAAGUGAAGGCCGGGGAGUACAGCUAUUGUUCCGAUACAGUCUUCUUCGACUCUGGGUGGAAGACAAAUGUGAUCAGCUGGUGUUGCUGCGUUGAGUAUCGAAGCGUCGUUUCGAGGUCGUUGUCGUUUCUCGGUGAGCUAACUCGCUACAUAAAGAGAUGGGGACGAGAGCGAGUCGCCUCCAGGAAGACCCGGUUCCCCCUGCUUUCGGGAAGGAUGGCCCGAAGCGGGAUUCCUACCGGCGACCCCGCUGCGCCAGGCCCACCAGCCUUAUGGUCGACUUCUCUGGGAGCUUCGAGGACACGGAGGCCAAUCGGAGCCGAUCGGAGGAAGGCAGCGACUCGGAUCUGGGGCAACACGGGGCGAGCGCCGACGGCAGCCCGGCGGACCACCACAGCAUCCCCGCUAGCAUUAGCCAACCGUCGCCCGCGGAGGACAACAACAGCGAGGGGAAGCCCGAGGAGGACGGGAGCGUCAACCAGGAGGCUGCGGUCGGGGCCGAGCACCAAUCCGGAGAGGAGACAGGCCGCACACCCCACCGCACAUUUUCCGAGCGGCUGCCUGGAAAUCGGCACUCUUCUACCCGCAGCGUUAGCGCCAGAUCCGCCCGGGUGCGGGGCUCACACCAGCGGCCGGUCUCCGAGGCUUGGAUCGGCCUGUACCGCGUUAACAAUCGCCAUGGCAAUAUCCGCUGUCCUUUCUGCUCCAAGCCUUUCCCCGGGGGACGGAUCGAGGAUCACCUGUUGAGCUGCCUCACCUCUCCUCCACUUCCUUACAACACGGACGUGCUGAGUAAAGACAGCGGCGAGUGCUCCAUCUGCCUGGAGGAUCUGGUGCAGGGGGAGACCAUCGCCCGGCUGGCCUGCCUGUGCGUCUACCACAAGAGCUGCAUUGAUUCCUGGUCCAAGGUGAAACCCUGUUGCCCUGAACACCCCUUCGAUUGACUUGCAGGUCACGUGGACCCCCAGCAGUGACCAAUGAGACUCAGGAGACGACACUGAAUCCUAAAUAUCUACACGACUUUUCAAAAAUGUUGGAGGAGAGAACUCCAGUGACAAAUGGGCACCAACCUUUUCAACCCGGUCCGGACCAUUUCGCCUCCUCCACUGAAAGAACUGCUGCUCCAUCUGAUCUGCUCGAGACCUUCGUAAGGGUCUCCGUUUUAUGAACUUAUUCCCAAACAAUGAAACCAUUGAUGACUGACGUCGCUCCUGAUGAGGACUGUGGCGUCUCCUGUUUGUUUUCUCUCCCCCAAAAAGGUUUGCUCGAGUGUUUUGCUUCAUCAGAUGAAUGUUUGUCUCCUCGGUCAAGCCCAUGAGGAACCAAGCGAUGAUCCGGGCCACCGGUGAGGGCUUGAUUCUGGACUUCUUAUGAUUUUUAUGAUCUUGCCUGUAAACAUUUCAUGGGGGAUUUGGGGCUCAUCGCUCUCCAGCUCAGUUUUCACCGGGUUCAUGUGCUGCUACUCGUCUGUAAGACAGUGUUUGGUAGAGUAGCUCGCUGCUCCGUUUCUGCACUUUUGUUCCUCCGUGAAAUGAGUCAGAGGCUGAGCUCGUUCGGCUGUGGAGCGGGAUUCUUCCACGGGUUACCUGUGAUGUUGGUACGCAAUGUUGAAUGUGGGCCUCCCCUGGAGGUCUGUCAGACCUUAAUCUGGAGAAGAACAAAGGGCGUCAGGUUUGAUUUUCCACUACUCUUUUCUUCAAGCUUUCUUCUUCAACGUGUCAUGGCCAUCGCUAUCUCUUAUCUGGGGUCAAAGUGCAUUCGGAUGUGAGGCAGGAUUUUUAACCUGUUGCAUGUGGUAGAGAAGUGUGGGUCCGGACCCUUCCCUCUCUUGCUCUCCUGAUUUUGGUUAGGCCAGUCCCGAGGCCAUGAUCUGAGACCAUCUGGUUGUGGAUUCAUGGCUCCACCGCUGACGGUUCAUACAUUUUUUUUUUUUUUAAGAUUGCUAAUUGUGCUCCUGGAUUGCCUUUAUUUGCGCGUGAUGAGGCCUUCUGUCCUUACUUUAGGGCUCGGGUCGACAAUAGAGGGCGCUCUCAGAUGGCAUCAUCACUGGCGCCACCUAUCCCCGCUGCUUCUCCCCCGUUUUUUGCUUUUUGCAGUCUGAGGUGCUAUGACCUGUCCCGCCACUAGAGGGCGGCCCCGUGCAUGUUUUUGUAUUGGUGAAUUAAGAGUUUUUAUAAAAAUGCCAAAAGUCUGUGAGGUUGUGCACGAGGAGGUGCGUUCGAUGUUACAUUUGUCGUGGUGAUAAGUUAUGACGUUGUAUACUCUCGCGAGGACGGGUGGGGUGUUUCAGUGUGUUUUUAUUCGCCGGGGUGGGAUGGGCGUUUGGGUUGUCAACGAAAACAUGAGCGACAAUCUGAGACCCCGCUGUUUCUGUAACCCCCUUGACUUUCUGAGCUGUGUGGUGCAAUACCUCAAUUUUUACCAAUGCUAACUAUCAAAAACGCUCGCGUGUGUGUGCAAACUCUCCAGCCAAGCGCCGUCUUUUGUGCGUCUUCGGUUCCCCGUCGCAGAUCACCGUCCUGCGACGGGGAACCGACGUCUUUCGGAUGUUUGUCGUUUUUAAAAGAGCAACCACAUGGAUGGGGUCGUCUUCACCCCCCUCGCCCCGAGAUACGGACAAUCUGCCUUUACUCCGGUUUAAAACAAAUUGAGUUUUAUUUAUUAAAUUGUAAAUAUGUGAUGAGAGAAGAUGGCUUUGGUCUCUGUCUGUUCAAUAUACUGUUUCUAAGCUCCGAUCUUUUGUAUGUCUCAGAAAUUGUUUUUAUAUGUAUUUUUUACAAUAAAUAUGUGUGAA